UGUUUUUCUACCCUCUGUUCGAUCUAUCUAUCUGCCCUGCUUCGUUUCUGCCCUAGCCCACGGGGUACUGAAGUUGCCCAUUCAGGCCCACACCUGCCAUGGUCAUCGAAUUCAACUUGCUCUACAUACGUGCGUUCCUUCUCCAAUUUGCCUACCCACAUCUAUGGCAUCAUCUUGACUCUCAGAUCACGAACCAACCUGCUGUUUUGUUGUCCACAUCGUUUCACCUGUAAUUUUUCUCUCGUACAGUCUCUACGUUCAGGAGACGGGGCCGCACAUAUAUCCCGUCCCCUUUCACUUUCACCCGCAGCAAACGGAACACUUCGUGUAGAAAUCGCGCUCACCUAUAUCCACUCCACUGGAAAAUUACGCGUCUCUAUGCCCCGUCCACCCCCAGAUAACACCAACGUCGCAACCGCUCCUCCGCCGGUUGACGACGUCCUCACGCACACUCCAACGAGACCGAGAUCAAAAUCAAUACCUUCAAGACGAGAUACUGCGCAUCGAAUUCACUCACUCAACAAAGCGACAACCCCCUCAACAACCAUGGCGCCCGUUUCUUACCCAUCUUCAACUCGCCCAGCCACCCCAGCGCCCUAUCCGCUUACUCGCUCCGCACUCAAAGCUUCGUCCUUCCAACCCCUCUCCCCAGCAGCCAUCGGCCUCAUAUGCGGUGUCGGUAUCUUUGGCAUUCUCAUCUACAUCAUCUGCGCCAUUCUAUAUUUCCGCAGCAAACCAAUCAGCCUGUGGGGACUGAUGCACAAGGGCACGCACACUGACGAAGAGAACGGUGCGGAUGGUAGGAAUGGCGUAAUAUCGAUGUGGGAGCGAGAUGUACCGCUGUAUGAUCGAAGCGGUAUCACGACGACGGCCAAUUCGGCGUUUGGUGAUACGUAUUCUUCUGGGGGUAUCGCGGUGAAUGCGGGGCUUGAGAGGGAGAUAUUGGAAAUUCUUAAGGCGCAGGCGGAAGUUAGGGCUAUGUCGAGGGUGGUGGGGAGGUAUUGA
Molecule: messenger RNA, 1005 nt
Organism: Alternaria rosae
Lineage: Eukaryota; Fungi; Ascomycota; Dothideomycetes; Pleosporales; Pleosporaceae
Exons: 1
Source: RefSeq, a predicted model, not a curated record